This is a messenger RNA of Thalassophryne amazonica, 2394 nucleotides long. Its product is annotated as SRSF protein kinase 2-like. Gene Ontology annotation, biological process: protein phosphorylation; regulation of mRNA processing; spliceosomal complex assembly. The record is from RefSeq and is a predicted model, not a curated record. NCBI's taxonomy places the organism in Eukaryota, Metazoa, Chordata, Actinopteri, Batrachoidiformes, Batrachoididae. Bases 228 to 1904 code for a protein of 558 amino acids. The transcript has 16 exons. Gene Ontology annotation, molecular function: protein kinase activity; ATP binding.
GUUCUAUUCCUGGAGUUGUUGUACCAGUGCUCCUCUGUUAGCCUCCUGUCUCACGUCGCUUUACUCCCUGGAAACAUUUUAUUGUAUUCUCAUAUUAUCCAGCUUAUAACACAGUGCCAAUCAGCGAGGCACCCAUCAUUCCCACAGUGCUGUGUUACUGGAAAAGGAGGCACAACUGGAAGAUUUUCUGCGUUCUGACGGUGCUGGAUCCAUCCUGAGCUGAAAACAUGUCGGCAUAUGCUGCGGCGAUAUCGGCCCUUAUUACAGCCAACUCUGUCAAUCCGCCUCUGAGAGCCCGUCCUAGCCCUAUAACAAACACUCCCACCCGCUGCACCCGUUCACCUGAACCUGUGGAAUGUGACGAAGAGCAGCAGGAGAACCCGGCAGAGUACGGCACAGGUGGUUACUACUCUGUAGAGAUUGGAGAGAUUUUUGAAGGCCGUUACCAAGUGGUCAGGAAGCUGGGAUGGGGUCAUUUCUCAACGGUGUGGCUCUGCUGGGAUAUGAUGAAGGGGCAGUUUGUGGCUCUAAAGGUGGUGAAGAGUGCAGCAACAUUCACAGAGACGGCGUUAGAUGAGAUCAAACUUCUGAAAUGUGUAAGGGACAGCGACCCCAAAGAUCCCAAACGUGACAGAGUCGUACACCUCAUCGAUGACUUCAGGAUCUCUGGAGUGAACGGAGAGCAUGUUUGCAUGGUUCUGGAGGUUCUGGGCCACCAGUUGCUGAAGUGGAUCAUCAAAUCCGACUACACGGGUCUCCCUCUGGCCUGUGUCAAAAGCAUCCUCAGACAGGUUCUCCAGGGUUUAGAUUACUUGCACACAAAAUGCAAGAUUAUCCACACAGACAUCAAACCGGAGAACAUCCUCCUGAGAGUGGGUGAGGCAUAUGUUCACAGACUGGCAGCCGACACCAAGCUGUGGCAGCCAUCGGUGUGUCCUGCUUCCACUGCAGCUUCAGCAAACAGAAGAUCCAGAAAACAGCAGAGUUUCUCCAGAUUUCUGGGGAAGUUGGCCGGAGUCUUCCACAGUCUUGGAGAGUGGUCCAACAAGGUCUCCCAGAGUCACAUUGCGCGGCUGACGAGGAAGGAUCGAACUCGACGAAGUCAGGAUGGAGUCUCUGACCACAGUCAGUUGGACAAACCUCAGGUGUUGUGUUCUGAUGCCAUCACUCCCUCCGGCACCCGCAGCCUCACCUGGCAGUCUAAGCUUCCAUCUGCUGGCUCCAACCUGAGGAGACACACCCUGCUGUUGGAGAACAGAAUAGACCCGUCUGUACACAACCACAGAGGUUCUUGGUGCUCGUGGUCAGGUGUCACCACAGAUGCUCCUGAUAGAGCACAUCCUCCCCGCUGUGUUUAUGACUCUGAUCCAUUUCUGGACCUUCUGGAGCCUCAGAAUGCUGAUAAAAUCCAGAUCAAGAUUGCUGACCUGGGUAAUGCCUGCUGGGUGAAUAAACACUUCACUGAAGACAUCCAGACAUGUCAGUACCGUUCAGUGGAAGUCCUAAUCGGCGCAGAUUACAGCAUGCCAGCGGACAUCUGGAGCACUGCCUGCACGGCCUUUGAGCUGGCCACGGGUGAUUACCUGUUUGACCCACAGCCUGGAGCCACGUUCUCCCUGGAGGAAGACCACAUUGCCCACAUCAUUGAACUGCUGGGACCACUUCCAACCCAGUUUGCUCUCUCUGGCAGAAAAUCCAAACAGUACUUCAACCGUAAAGGAAAAUUGUGGCGCAUCUCAAAUCUGAAACCGUGGAGUUUGGUUGAGAUCCUGCUGGAUAAGUACGAGUGGCCGCGUGAAGAAGCUUUCCAGUUCAGCUCCUUCCUCCUGACCAUGUUGGAGCUGCAGCCAGAGAAAAGAGCCACAGCUGCCCAGUGUCUGAAGCACCCCUGGAUCUGCUCCUAGGCUCACGGGCUGGGUUUGGACACACGUGUACGUGGGCUUUUCAACGUGUUUAAACUGCGCUGUAGAAGACCUGGUGCUGGCAUCAUGUCAGCCAUUCCAAGCUAACCUAUACAUCAUAGCCAUUUUUUUCAGAUUUCACCAAGUGUUUAAAACUGCACCAUAUUACAAAGAUAUGUAUCUGAAGUUACUAUAUAUGAAAAAUCAUAGGGAUAGGUCCCUCCAGUACUGUUACUAUGGUCACAGAAGACACAACACUAGGGGUGUCCUUCAAUGAAGUCAGUGCAUUACACUUCUGCACUGUGGAAUUUACCAUAGACAGUUUGAUCUGGCCAGGCUGGGCACAUAAAACAAGCUCACUUGAAACAAUAUUGCAGCAGAGUAUGUCUGGAUUGCCAGUUUCCUGAGUUGAGAAGAUGGAUUGUACCUCAUUUUGAUGUCACGGAAGUCACAAAAGUGAAUAUUCUGUUUUUAUUACCAAUAAAUGAAUCCA